CGAUGCCAAUUCGAUAAUAAGAAAUACCAGCGCAAGCAGCCAGAAUCAAACAAGCCAUGACCAGCGAUUUCAGCAGCUCCAGCGCCGAAGAACACAGGCGUAAGCGAAAACAUAAAAAGCAAGACAAGGAUGAUGCCGAUAAGAGGAAGAAAUCGAAAAAACACAAACAUGAAAAGCGCCGCAAGGAAAAGAAGCGCAGCAAGUGUCUCGAAUCACCCGAGCAAGAGCAACUGCGCCAACAAAUGUCCGUGGUGCCACCCAGACAGAUACCGGAGGCGGUUGACAAUUCAGAUGCCUUUGGGCCUGCGCUUCCACCACAUUUGACCAGACCCCAGAUAGAACCUCAGGCACAACCGCCUUCGAUCAUUGGGCCCGUGAUGCCUAGCCAACUCCCGGAGCCAACAACAUCUCAAGCUGAUUUUGAUGAAGGCGAGGAAGAUACCGCUGAUGACCUGGUGGGCACGUUUGGACCCAUACCAAAUGCCACACAAGUGGAGCUGGAAGAACGAGCUUUGGCCUUAAAACUAGCUGCCUUGGAAGGCGGCUUGGGCACUUCUACAACGGAAACAGAUGUACGCGAAGAAUGGAUGCUGGAGUUGCCCGAGGUGGGACUGAAGAGCGGUCUUGCAGCUCUGAACAAUAUGAAGCGGACAUUCUACCACGGCAAGGAGCGGCCGGAUUUUAGUGAUCGUAGCAGCUGGACCAAGACACCGCAGAGUGCCGCCGCUGGCCCAAAACCAUGUAGCUCCAAGGAUUUGGAAAAAACAGCGCUGGUGAACUAUGAGCGACAGCGUGACGAAGAGCAGGAGCGCAUUGCUAAGAAACACAAAAAAAAGCACAAACGCGAUGAGUCUCUAGUCGAUUUGCAUCAGAAAAAACUGCGCAAGGAGCAGCGUGAACGGGAAAGGGAGCUGGCUGCCAGCGGUUCCAAGCCCGAACGGCGUCCCUUUAGCCGUGACGUGGACCUAAAGCUCAACAAGAUUGACAAAAAUCAAACCAAGCAAAUAGUGAAUAAGGCUAAGAUACUUAAUACAAAGUUCUCCAGCGGUCAAGCAAAGUAUCUAUGAUGAGCAUUGUAUAAAUUAGGAAAUAUAUUCUUAAGAAAGUAUACAAU
Molecule: messenger RNA, 1114 nt
Organism: Drosophila novamexicana
Lineage: Eukaryota; Metazoa; Arthropoda; Insecta; Diptera; Drosophilidae
Product: GPALPP motifs-containing protein 1
Exons: 3
Coding region: 57-1067 (336 amino acids)
Source: RefSeq, a predicted model, not a curated record